CCAAGCUCCAUACCGCUGCCUACAUCUCUGGUUAGUAGCCACCAAGGUCCAAGGAGUAACACGCUCCGUGAGAGACCGAAAUCCAGGGAGCACAAAUUGCACAUUUGCACCAAGCACACUCGCUGCAGCUGCAGUGACAUGCCGGAAGCACCGACCGCCAAGACAGCACCGGCCUACGGCUACGCCCCCGGGGCGCACGCCGAGGCGCUCGAGUUCAUCGAGCACGUCACGGCGAACGCCGGGCAGGUGCAGCGGCGCGUGCUCGGCGAGAUCCUGGCGCAGAACGCGCCGGCCGAGUACCUGCGCCGGUACGGAAUCCCCGGGUCCCCCGACGUUGUCGACGCCUUCCGCCGCCUCGUCCCGCUCGUCACAUACGAGGGCCUCCAGCCAGACAUCCUCCGCAUCGCCAACGGCGACACCUCGCCGAUCUUCUCCGGGAAGCCUAUCUCCGAAUUCCUCACGAGCUCGGGCACGUCGGGAGGGGAGAGGAAGCUCAUGCCGACCAUCGCCGACGAGAUGAACAGGCGGUCGCUGCUGUACAGCCUGCUGAUGCCGGUGAUGAGCCAGUCGGUGUCCGGGCUCGACAAAGGCAAGGCGAUGUACCUGCUCUUCGUGAAGGCGGAGUCGCGCACGCCGGGCGGGCUCGCGGCGCGGCCGGUGCUCACAAGCUACUACCGGAGCCGGCAGUUCCUCGACCGUCCGCGCGACCCCUACACAUCUUACACGAGCCCCGACGAGGCCAUCCUGUGCGUGGACUCCUACCAGAGCAUGUACGCGCAGCUGCUCUGCGGCCUCGUCCACCGCGCCGACGUGCUGCGCGUGGGCGCCGUGUUCGCCUCCGGCUUCCUCCGCGCCAUCCAUUUCCUCGAGAAGCACUGGGCGCGCCUCUGCCACGACAUCCGCACCGGCGAGCUCGACCCGGAGAUCACCGACCGCGUGGUGCGCGACGCCGUCGGGCGGGUGCUCCGCGCCGACCCGGCGCUCGCCGACGCGAUCGAGGACGAGUGCGCUAGGGCGUCGUGGGAGGGCAUCAUCCGGCGCCUGUGGCCACGCACCAAGUACAUCGACGUGAUCGUGACCGGCACCAUGUCGCAGUACAUCCCGACGCUCGAGUUCUACGGCGGCGGCCUGCCGCUGACGUGCACCAUGUACGCCUCUUCGGAGUGCUACUUCGGCCUCAACCUGAAUCCCAUGUGCAAGCCCAGCGACGUCGCCUACACGCUCAUCCCCACCAUGUGCUACUACGAGUUCCUCCCCGUCAAUUGCAACAAUGCCACUGCCGAGGCGAGCCACCGCGACCUCGUCGACCUGGUCGACGUAAAGCUCGGGCACGAGUACGAGCUCGUGGUCACCACGUAUUCCGGGUUGUAUCGUUAUCGCGUGGGCGACGUGCUGAGGGUGGCGGGGUUCAAGAACAAGGCCCCGAUGUUCAGCUUCGUGCGGCGGCAGAACGUGGCGCUGAGCGUCGACUCGGACAAGACGGACGAGACGGAGCUGCACGCGGCGGUGAGCGGCGCGGUGCAGCACCUGGCGCCGUUCGGCGCGUCGCUGGUGGAGUACACGAGCUACGCGGACGCGGCCACCAUCCCGGGCCACUACGUGCUGUUCUGGGAGCUGCGCGCCGGCAGCACGGCGGUGCCGGCGUCCGUGUUCGAGGAGUGCUGCCUGUCCGUGGAGGAGGCACUGAACAGCGUCUACCGGCAGGGCCGCGCGUGCGACAGGUCCAUCGGCCCGCUCGAGAUACGCGUCGUGGCGGAGGGCACCUUCGACAAGCUCAUGGACUACGCGAUCAGCCGGGGCGCGUCCAUCAACCAGUACAAGGCGCCGCGGUGCGUGCGCCCUGGCCCGGUCGUCGAGCUGCUCGACGCGAGGGUGCAGGGCAAGUACUUCAGUCCCAAGUGCCCCAAGUGGAGCCCCGGGAACAAGCAAUGGAACAAAAGCAAGGAUCUGGUCGGCAAGGGAGACGCCUAAUAUUGAAGCUAGAGGGUGAUGAUCUGAUCGAGUAUUUGUGUGAGCUGGUAAUUAAUUAACGGUACAUGCAUAUGGUCAUUGGUCGAUAUGUUUCUUUAGGGAUAUGAUAAUUCAUGUUUGAAUUAUCUCUGAUGCUGCGAGAGGAUCGAAUAGUUAUGAGAUGACGACUUAGCCUAUAUGAUCAUUUGCUUUACUCUUUCUCUGCUGUAACGCAGUAUAUGUUAUUUCCUCCGUCUCAAAAUAUAAGCAUUUUUAGUACAUUGAUAAAUUAAACAUUUUUAAAUUUGACUAUUAAUAGCAAGAAAAAUAAAAAAUCAAUCAUGUAAAAUUGAUAUUCCUAGAUUUAUCAUUAAAAACACUAUCAUAAUAUGCAACUUUUUUUAUUUAAAAUAUUUUAUUUUUAUAUAUAUUGUUGGUUAAAGUAGCAUCUUGGAUAUCGUGUCAGGGUUUAAAAUGAUUAUAUUUUAGGACGGAGGGAGUAAUUAGUAGCCGUAUUGAAUAGACUUUUCUACUCAAAGAUAUGUCUCUCAAAUUUAUGCACAUCGCACGGUGUGCAUGCAGUGCCGAGAAUUUAUUACUUGUCAAAAUUGUUGGACUACUGCUACUGAUGAUAAAUAACUUGUCAAAAUGAUAAACUACAUCAAAUACUACUAUAGUAGUAUAUUAUAAUCUUCCUUUAUACUAGUAUAUGCUAUCUCAUGAUGGUUGACAUUAA
Oryza sativa Japonica Group (Japanese rice) is the source of this 2686-nucleotide messenger RNA. NCBI's taxonomy places the organism in Eukaryota, Viridiplantae, Streptophyta, Magnoliopsida, Poales, Poaceae. The record is from RefSeq and is a predicted model, not a curated record.